AUGGCGCGACGACAACACAUAACGCUCCUGCUGGUGGGCGUCAUGUUCUUUUUGACCAUGACGUACUUUGUUUCGAGCAGCGGCGGCGGCGGACGGGACCCCACGAGGAUAUUAUCCGACGAGACAUGGAGGAGCAGCAGCAGCCACAACAGCAACGGUGCUGGUGGUGCCCUUUCGGAGAGCAUUCUAAAGGGUGGAUCUAUUGCGCCCAAGUUGGAGAAUGCGACUGCGAAAGCGGAACUCGGCCGCGCGUCGUGGAAGUUGUUCCACACGAUGAUGGCGCGGUUUCCGGAGGAGCCGACGGCGGAUGAUAGUCUUGCGCUGAGGACGUAUAUACAGUUGUUUGCGAGGUUGUACCCCUGUGGGGACUGUGCUUCGCACUUUCAGAAGCUGCUGGAGAAAUACCCGCCUCAGGUGAGCAGUCGGAAUAAUGCGGCGGGGUGGGCUUGUUUUGUGCAUAAUGAGGUUAAUAGGAGGUUGAGGAAGGAGUUGUUUGAUUGUAAUAAUAUUGGGGAUUUUUAUGAUUGCGGGUGUGGGGAUGAUGGGAAGGGGAAGAAGAAGGAGGGGGAUGGUGGCAAGGAAAGGAGGAGGGGGUAUGAGAUUGAGGUUGGGGAGGGGGUUAGUUUGGAGAGGGAGGAGGGGUUGGUUAGGGGGGGUUGA
Podospora anserina S mat+ is the source of this 660-nucleotide messenger RNA. RefSeq lists its product as uncharacterized. NCBI's taxonomy places the organism in Eukaryota, Fungi, Ascomycota, Sordariomycetes, Sordariales, Podosporaceae. Gene Ontology annotation, molecular function: flavin-dependent sulfhydryl oxidase activity; flavin adenine dinucleotide binding. Gene Ontology annotation, cellular component: mitochondrion. Bases 1 to 660 code for a protein of 219 amino acids. The record is from RefSeq and is a predicted model, not a curated record. The transcript is spliced from 2 exons.